CUGAACCUGAUCGCAACCUCGGCGACAUGAUCCAUGGCCCUCCCGCUUCUUGCGACGACGUCGCCGCUGUCAAGUCUCGUGUACAGUCCACCGUGCUGUCCUUGGAGGAGAAGUUGAACCAACUGCACGCACCGUGUUUGACGGACAUAGAGACUUCCGGCGACAGGCUGCGCAAGCGGGUGAAGUGUGACACUCAGACCCUCAAAGCGCACGUUGUAGCGCUCGAGAUACAAGCAGGCGAAUCCAUGGCCCAGUUCAACGACGACUUUCAGGAGAUCCAGGAUGCGUGCAAGGACAUCUGCACCAAAGCGCAGUCCGCCAUAGCCCACUUGAUGAAGCAUGCAGCUCAAGACACCCUUCUUUCCUCGACGAAGAGCGUGGAGGCACUCCGCAGGAGACAUUUCUCGAGUUGAUCCACAAGAGACACACAUCAACUGAACGUUCAGCGCAGCCGAGACUCUCCUGUUUUUUUUUUUUUUUACUUUUUUUCACUUUCUGGUUUCUUACUGACUUUCUGAUCUGCACCAGAGGUACAAUCCCAACCUCGGCUAUGAUCCAGGUCGUCGAGAGGUCGACCGAACACAUGUGAAAUUGGUCGCAUCCAAAACAUGCAAUUACAUGCUGCAUAUUAGCACCCAUUUGAAAAGUGAACAAUGCUGUCUGCGAUCCGUCCAAUCUCCGCCUGUGUUCGAUAAUCUCCAGCGUGGACCGACCUGAUAAAAUCAGGUCUGCACGUGUACCCCAUCAUACAGGAGACGUCAAACCCUCACACAUGUCCACAUGCCCAACACAACAGCUGUGCAUCCUCAAACCACAGCCUCUUGCGAAUAUGCUUCGAUCCCCCAGCAGAUAUUUGAAAUAAACCACAGUUGGACCGCAACAGCUGCUUCCAAGAUCCCACGGACGUAUACAACCCGCGGCUACUUUCCAGAACAGAGCAGAACAGAGCAGAGCAGAGAACGGCAGAGCCCCCUGCACGAUGCGACUGAAUUCACAUGCGCUCUGACUACACCACAUGUCCAAUGUAACCCAAACGAGUGUCUCAACUCGUCAUUUACCGACACACGCACAACGCAAACUGCUACAACAUGACGCACACAACCGUCAAUACCCGCUGCAGAGACCAAAGAAUCGGGCGCACAACCCACACAACGGUGUUACCCGCUCAAACUCGGGCUGCAUUUGCAGCCUCCAAUUCGGGUGCAAACCACGGCAUACAAAACAGCACCGCACCUACAAAA
Messenger RNA from Physcomitrium patens, 1241 nucleotides. RefSeq lists its product as uncharacterized. Lineage: Eukaryota; Viridiplantae; Streptophyta; Bryopsida; Funariales; Funariaceae. The record is from RefSeq and is a predicted model, not a curated record.